AUUGUAUAAUGUUUAUUAUUUAUAGAAAAAUAAUAAAAAUACUCUUGGUUAAAAUACGUAAGCACGUGAGAUUCACAAGUUGAAGAAAUUGUAUAAUGUUCAAUUGCUCAUGUCGAGGCAUAGCAGAGCAGAACACCUAUUAUUCUUCAUAAUCAAAGCUCAGAAGCUCAGGUAAGCUAAGAAAAUCAAGCAGAAUCCAUGGAGCAAAGGAAGGGAAGAAGAUUGGUUCUUUUUCCAUUACCACUGCAAGGCCACAUCAACCCAAUGAUUCAACUAGCAAACAUUCUCCAUUCCAAAGGCUUCUCCAUCACAAUAAUCCACACCACCUUCAACUCUCCAGACUCUUCAAAAUAUCCCCACUUCAACUUCCAUUUCAUUCAAGAAAACUUGACAGAGACUGAGGCCUCAACAACAGAUGUCUUAGCUUUACUUUCACUUCUUAACAUCAAAUGUGUUGGCCCGUUUCAAGAUUGCUUGUCUAGAUUGUUAUCUGAUGUUUCUGAUGAACCUGUUUCUUGCUUGAUCUCAGAUGCUAUCUUUCACUUCACACAAUCUGUUUCUAAUAGCCUUAACCUUCCAAGGCUUGUGUUGAGAACUAGUGGCGCUUCUUCUUUUCUUAUUUUUUCUACCUUCCCAUUUCUAAGGGAAAAAGGGUACCUCCCAAUUCAAGAAUCUCAAAUAGAAGAGCCAGUGGUAGAGUUUCCGCCAUUGAAGGUGAAGGAUCUUCCAGUGGUCAAAACAUGCCACCCAGAACUACUCUAUCAAUUAGUGGUCAACAUGGUUAAUGAAACAAAGUCAUCUUCAGGAAUCAUUUGGAACACAUUUGAAGAGCUUGAGCAAUCUGCAUUAGCUACAAUUCGCCAUGAAUUUCACAUCCCAGUAUUCCCAAUAGGCCCAUUUCACAAAUGCUCUCAUGCUUUAUCAAGUAGCUUGUUAACUCAAGAUCAAAGCUGCAUUUCUUGGCUAGACAAACAAGCACCAAAAUCAGUAAUAUAUGUGAGUUUUGGUAGCAUAGCUGCAAUAACUGAAGCUGAGUUUUUGGAGAUAGCUUGGGGGUUAGCCAACAGCAAGCAACCAUUCUUGUGGGUGGUUCGACCCGGAUUAGUCCAAGGCAAGCAAUGGCUCGAGCAUCUCCCUAAUGGGUUUCUAGAGGAUGUAAAUGAGAGAGGACACAUAGUGAAAUGGGCUCCACAAUUGCAAGUGCUGGCUCAUCAAGCUGUUGCUACAUUCUGGACACACAAUGGAUGGAACUCCACAUUGGAGAGUAUAUGUGAAGGAGUUCCUAUGAUUUGUAUGCCUUGCUUCAGUGACCAAGGAGUUAAUGCAAGAUUUGUAAGUGAUGUGUGGAGAGUUGGGGUUCAGAUAGAAAGUGGGCUGAAAAGAGAGAAGGUGGAGGAGAUUAUCAGAAGAUUAAUGGUGGAGGAAGAAGGAGAAGAGAUCAGAAACAGGACCUUGAAUUUGAAGGAGAAGGCAAAGCUUUGCCUGAGCAAAGAUGGGUCUUCAAGCCAAUCUUUGGAUGGCUUGAUUAGUCAUAUUUUAUCAUUAGAGUCUUUUAUUUUUCAGGCAUAAUGAUAAGACAUUGUUGUUAGGACAUUCAAUAAGCCAGCGAUGCCUAAUUAAACUGUGAUUGUGAUGUGGGUGUUUUCCAAAUUUGUGGGUCUUGUUUUAGAAUCUUGUCGAAAUUUAACUAAAGAAAAAUUUGAGCUCCAAA
Molecule: messenger RNA, 1711 nt
Organism: Manihot esculenta (cassava)
Lineage: Eukaryota; Viridiplantae; Streptophyta; Magnoliopsida; Malpighiales; Euphorbiaceae
Product: UDP-glycosyltransferase 76F1
Exons: 2
Coding region: 199-1569 (456 amino acids)
Molecular function (GO): UDP-glycosyltransferase activity
Source: RefSeq, a predicted model, not a curated record